Messenger RNA from Eleginops maclovinus (Patagonian blennie), 5934 nucleotides. RefSeq names its product yippee-like 1 (gene ypel1). Lineage: Eukaryota; Metazoa; Chordata; Actinopteri; Perciformes; Eleginopidae. The transcript has 7 exons. Bases 803 to 1162 code for a protein of 119 amino acids. The record is from RefSeq and is a predicted model, not a curated record.
AGUAACAGCUGAAACGCACCCAGCAGCCGGAGUUUUUAACCUUUUAAAGGCUAUAAACCAUCUAAAGUAAAACCUGAAUACUGAAGCACACGCAAAAAAACAAGGUGAAAGUUUACUUUUUAAAGGGUUAACAGCUGCUGACAUGUAUCAUUUCUGCUACUAUCGGAAUAACGAUAAAUAAUCAUGUAUAUGCACGUAUAUCACGUUGUGACAAAGUAUGUUCGAAAGUUAACAAACUUACUUUCAAGCCUGAAAUACACUUGUACACUUAGCACUAUAAAUAUAUAACGACAACAAACUGGAGUCUUCUUUAGCUGAUUCGUUCUUUGUCCCAUGCUGAAUGUUUCUCAUGGGUCUACUUGCUAUAAAUAACCCAGACUUGACAACUACUAAGGAUCCCAAUGAAAACUGAGCUACCCCUCAUCAACAGCUCCAGCGGAGGAAGCGACUUCUUCACCGGGUUGUUUUGGUUUCCAAGAGGGGGAAGGAGAAGUGUUUUUGGGAGUUGGUACUUUCAAUUGAGUAGAGGAGCUGAACACUUCUGCAGAGAUCGGGGAACGAGGACACUAAAGAGGAGUCCGGCGGGGCAAGAAACACGAGCAGAUGAUCCGACAGUCUGUAAACAAACCCAGAGGUUUGAUUUUCUCCUGUGGUGUAUGUGUGGAGCGUGCCACACACCCACUCCACAACAACGACGGCUUUGGCUUGCAUCUUCCAGUGCUUCUUCUGUCAGCAAGUCCAGCAGAGCUGCAACUCUUCCAGUGCCAGCCCGGACACCAGCGAGGAGCCCUGCCCCACUGACAUGGUGAAGAUGACCAAGUCAAAGACCUUCCAGGCUUACCUGCCGAACUGCCACCGCACCUACAGUUGCAUCCACUGCCGGGCUCACCUGGCCAACCACGACGAGCUCAUCUCGAAGUCAUUUCAAGGCAGUCAAGGAAGAGCUUAUCUGUUUAAUUCAGUGGUGAAUGUCGGCUGCGGGCCAGCUGAGGAGCGGGUUCUCCUCACAGGUUUACAUGCUGUGGCUGACAUCUACUGUGAAAACUGUAAAACCACCCUGGGCUGGAAAUAUGAACACGCGUUUGAGAGCAGUCAAAAGUACAAAGAGGGAAAGUUCAUCAUCGAGCUGGCGCACAUGAUCAAAGACAACGGAUGGGAGUGAUGCUCCUGUUUUCACUCUCUGACCUUGGAAUGCUCUUUAGUGAACUGCAUGGAGCGAUGACCAUCGACCACCUUGCCCCCUCUCGAGCCCCCUCUCGAGUCCCCUUUAAAAAGAAAAACUCCACGAACCUCCACCCCAUCGCCUCUUUCACACAAACACACACCCACCCGCUCAUCGUGAGAGUGAACAGAACAAAUGACAUUUAAAAUAAAAAAGAGGCGACAGAGGAGCAACUGGAGUGCUGUGGCUACUUUGAAGAUUGUGUGUUCACAGAGCUGGAGUUUUUUGGGUUCAGCUUUUUUCACUCACCUCCCCUCCCCUCACCGAACCACGCUACCAAGGGACUGUGGUGAUAUGGCAACCACCAUGUGAAUGGAGAAAGACUUCACUGAGGGGACAUUUGUUUGUUUCCUUUAUUUUGCUCACCAAGUGAGACGGGUGACGAUUAUUUUUAAUGUUAUUUACUAUAUUUUUAUCUUCUGGGUUUGGUAAGGACUUGUGUUACUGGUUAGCAUUUUAUUUCCCUGUCAAGUCUGUCAUGUUAUGUUUUUUUUUGUUGUUGGUUUUUAUUUGCUUAUUACAUCUCUGCCUAUAGCUGGGCAUGCUUUUCUUUGCUAAUGUCCAAAUGAGCUAUCGGGGAGCGGAGGGGAAAGGGAAUUUAUUUUGUAGUUACAAAUAUGUAGCAGCAUCUCGCUUUUGAGAAAAAAGAUGAGAAAGGAUGGGAUGCAGUAGGGUGGGACGUUAUUCCUUAUAUAUCUUUAUUGUUUUAUCUUUUUUUCUGUCUUGCAAAUUUCCUUAACUUCUCCCCCCUCCUGGUACUUCUCAGCACCCAAAAAGCAUAAGAAGCAGCACCUACUAUGUGUUGGACAUAAAUGGACAUAUAACUAUGAAUAUAUAUAUAUAGAUAUAUAUAUAUAUAGAUAUUUAAAUAUGUGUAGUGUUUGGCUAAGUGCGAUUGUGGCUGGUCCCAUUUUGCAGCAGUACCACAAGUUCAAAGGAGCGAAAAUAUUGUCUAGACUGGGGAACCUGACAUCAGUGGCCACAUGUCAUAAAGCAUUAAGGCGGACUGUAUUAUUCCAUUGUCUAGUAAUGAAAAAAUCAGAGACACCACUACAUAUGAAUAUAUAUACACGCAUUCUAUGAUUACAUAAUUACAAAUUCUAUGAAACUGUUCAUAGUUCGUAAAUAUUGGAACAUGGAUUCUAAAUAUGUUUGCUGUCGUGCACAUAUGUAUAUAUGCAUAUGACUUUGUGUAUAUGCAUUGUGUGUGGUCACGCAUUACACAGUGACGUACUUGAACGUUGCUAGUUCGUUUGCACUUUGCAGAGGCCUUUGGUUCAUCUCAGUUUAGAGGCAAAACUUUAGUUCGUUCUCGUAUUUUUCUAUUUAUUUAUUUUUUAAUGGCCUUCUCACAGAUGAAUGAAAGAUUGUUGUAGACGGAAAGAAAGUUUGACCUGGACGGUUUGAGGUGAUUUCGUUGUUUGUUUGUUUUUUGUAGUCAGAUGCUUCUAGCAAUUUUGGUUUUAUUUCAAUAAUAUCAACAAUUGAUGCUUUUCCUCUUAGUUUUUGCUCGAGAAAAUCGAGUUACCCAUUCAUUGCUGUUAUCGUAGAAAUGCGGCCAUUUCCUUCUCGCUCUUGUAGGUCUUUUUGCACUUUAAAUGCUUAUAUGUCUCUCUCUCUUAGAGCAGAUGAAUUGUCUCGUGAUUUGCCUCUAAGCCGUAUGAAUCUUGUGCCUCUUCAAAUCAUGAACAGCCUCCCCUCUUAUUUUUCUGUUGUGUUGUGCAGUGCAUAACUCUGAAAAAACCUUUGUGUGAACGAUGUCUUCCCCCCCUUCUGUGGCCCUCAAAAGAAUUGUUCUUCACAAAGAUCCUCAUAAAAUGAAACUUAUACAUAAACACUUAUAUUUUAUACAUUAAGAUUUAGAGGUGCAAAAACAGAUGGAUAUUUCUCAGAGUAAAGCAUAGAGGAGGAGGUUUGGACCAUGCAGGAUGCCUUAGGCUUGUUGAUUGACUUUUUAUUGUGAGGAUAACAAAAAAGUUGGCAGCAGUUGGAGGUUGGGCAGGGCGGGAUAGGAGAAAUUAAUAAAUCAGCAGUGAUUGAUUACUUUGCCGGCAAGGUCAGUCAGAUCCUAAAAAACGAUGACAAUGCAAACCCUUAAUAUACAGCGGUUAUACAUACUUGAACAUUUAAAGACAUAAACAGCUGAGAUAUUGGCCCGUGUUAAAGUUUUUGUACAUAAACUAACAUAUUUAAGGUUUUAUACGUAUUUCUACUGGGUUGGUUCUUUUACUUCCCCAACUUGAAGCACUUUUGUUCACUGUACCUCUGACUGUGUGUGUCUGUGUGAGUGUGUCUGUGUGUGUGCAUGCAGGUGUAUUAGCCCACAUGCAUGCCUGCACACGAAGGUGAAUGUUUAGUUUCUUUUCCGCAGACACUUUAUUUUUUCUCUUUUUUUUGGGUUUUGAAGUGUUUUUAUUUGUCCUAUUGUUUUCCUUCUUUCGCAGCUGUUUGGUUUCUCUCCAGGCGAUCCGUGAGGUCGAGAGCCAGAUUAGUUUGUUUGGAAGUGAUCUAUCAUUAUUUUAUGUUGUUUUUCUGAUAGCUUGUUUAUUUAGUCUGUCUGGUGAGAGCCCGUUAGAGGGCUGAUGUUAAGGUCUCUGCUGAGCCGUGUAGACAUAGUGGGCGAGCUGGAAUCUCCCACCAUGUCACAGGGAAAGCCUUUACUUAGACCCUUUCACCAUUAUAGUGUCUCCUGUAUAGAGGCUUUCAGGUGAUGAAACGCACCCUCUGGCGGCCAUUUUGGAGGUUCUUAGCUUCUGUCACGCUGGCUGUGUGUAUCUGAUUGUAUUUCUUAAUUUAGCCUGUUUGGACCGAAAAUGAGUGGUUACUUCCCUGAUAUAUUUGAUUUCUUGUUUUGAUAAAGUUAGCUUCUUAGCUAUCGGUGUUCAGUCGCUACAUCAGAGUUGUGGGGAUUUUUUUAAACUACUAUUCAAAUAAAGCACUCAGUAUUCCACAAUCCACUUCGCACAUGUCUUUAAAGAGGAACUGUUUUGGCUGACAGUCAGUGUUUCAACUUUUCACCUGGCUACCAUGACUCAGAAGUUUACUUUACCAGCGAUUGUUUUUACAACUCACUACAUAAAAGCACGCUAACCAACAAAAAGCCUUGAGGCAAGUUGACAGCUGCGUUCCUAGGGAUACUGCACUCGGAAAAUAGGGAUUUGAGGCAUUGUAUAUGAUAUGAAAUUAGCUAGCUCACUCACUCCGGAGUCCGUUUACCUAACGCUGGUCAGCCGCCUGUUCAGCUAAUUUCUGUAACCAGUGUAGUAUGUAAGCAUGGUGGAAUUGGCUAGCUAGCUAGUUUAGUAGUAUGUUGCAAAAACCAAGGGGUUGUCACUACCCCUUGACGCCAGUGUUUGGUUGGGUAAAAGGUGCAACAGAGUACAUUUCUGACUACACAAAGCAGUGAUGCAGGGUGUAGAACCUUCAAACAGAGAAGCAUUCAAACAAAUGUCCUCAGCCUGGUGUUUUGUUUCUCAUUAAUGGUGCAUUUAAGCGAUUACGAAGGGAUCUCAUUAAUAUUUGUGUUCUUGUUUUCAUCAGUGCUAAUUAAAUGGCUACAUUUCAUGAACUCUGGUAUUCACCACUUUGUGGGCCAUUUCCUGGUGAUUCACUUGAAAACUACUGAGACUGAAAGUUCAUGUUUGGCCUGUUUUUUCAAAGAGUUUGAUCAUAUUACAUGAUCUUCCUAGCAAACAGGAGUUAAAACUGUUCAACCUAUAUCAGACUCAUAUCAGAAAAAGUCAAAAUCAAGCCGUUGGUUUAGUUUUAUAACUUGAAUGAUGAACCUUUUCCAAUGACACUGGUAGAUACAUUUUCUACAAACAAACAAAAACUACCUUACCAGACCAUUCACGUCUGCUUAUAUGGUAACUGAAUGGAUUGUUAACUGUUCCAUGCACAGAGCCAGUUCCUCCAACAGACCUCCACAUUGUCGCCAGCAGUGGUUGCUUGCAGAGCCUCUUUACUCGCCCUGUGCUCAGUCAAUCAAAGUUAAAUCAACAAAAAGCAGUUGCCAGUGUCACCGCCGGUGUGUACCAAAAAAGUCCCAGGUCCUACCGAAUGCGUCAGUGUCAUGUGUUAAUGACGGGAAGGAAGUUAGGGGUCGAGCGUCUCCUGGAGGUUUAACUUCUAUACCAAAAUGAAAGUCACGUAUGACAUUGUCUUUCUGUAGAAUGUUUUCAUUCUCUGAACUCAACAGCGUCAAAGCAGCCUAGAUGAAAAUGUUAAUAUUUGCUGCUGAAAAACUGUUUACUUUUUAUUGUUAUUUUUGUUUUAUUGUGACACUGGCCACCUACUUUAUGAGCUCUUACUUUCUAAAUAUGUACCUAAAGAGUAAUCAAAGGCAAGAUUGGUAUACAGGGGAAAAGACUGUACAAGUUAUUUUCUUAGGGCUUUUAAACCACAGUUUAAGUUCUAAAGCAUGUUGUAUUUAUAAUGGCUAUAUGUUGUGCCUGUUUUAUUUUAUUUUUUUCCUAAAUUUAAAACAAAACUAUUAUAUGCUUUUCAUUUGACUACAUUGCUUUGCAUUCUGUCUUAGUAAAGCCAUGUCACAUGUCUGUUUUCACUCUAAUGUAAACUAUCAGAUAUCACAAUAAAUUUUCAAUGGCAUUAAAUUGUGGAUGUGGGAAGUUGUUCUUUUUAGGGACUGUUUUGCAAAUGUAUUGGAAAGUAAACUAUGAUUAUUUAUAUAAAGCAUAUGCUAAAAUGUUGAA